Cladophialophora yegresii CBS 114405 is the source of this 1617-nucleotide messenger RNA. RefSeq lists its product as uncharacterized. NCBI's taxonomy places the organism in Eukaryota, Fungi, Ascomycota, Eurotiomycetes, Chaetothyriales, Herpotrichiellaceae. The record is from RefSeq and is a predicted model, not a curated record. Bases 1 to 1617 code for a protein of 538 amino acids. The transcript has 3 exons.
AUGUUAUACCUAUGCUUUAUCUUGACGGCGCUGGCGUCUACUGCUCAACAUUCAAAAGCAAUCGAUUGUCCUGCAUCAGCUCAGGGUCCCAUCAGCCUACCGGUGCGCAAUGUCACCCUUGCAGGGCAGCAUGUCCGCCGAGGACUGGAAAUUCAGCUCGGCACGCCCUCGCAGCCGUUAGCCGUCGCGGUCUCCAGCUGCCGGAACAAUUCGUAUUUCUACGACCAGAGCCCCCAAUGCGGCUCCCUCGUGACAGACACCUGCAUUGCCAAUCGAGGGGGUGCUUUCAAUGAAAAUCUGUCUUCCACUUUGACGAGCGAUGCAGGAUUCGGAGCUUUCGGCAACCGCGAUCCUCAACUGACCAUGGACGACACAACCAUGUUGGUCAACACGGACACAUUUUCUGUCAACAGCUCCUUCGCGAUCGAGCAGUUUCAAUUCGGCGUGCCUCGUGAGGAUGUGGGCGACUUCUCCGUCUUGGGCCUGGCAAAAGAUUCGAGCUUGCUUUCUAUGCUACGAAAUGCAGGCGACAUCGCGUCUCUCAGUUACUCGCUCUACUGGGGCCAGACGGGCACCAGCCCCGAACAUCAGCUUGAUGGAGGCCUUGUCAUCGGAGGGUUGGAUAUGGCAAAGGCCGUGGGCCAGAACUAUACCACUAGCCUGAAUCGUGCCUCGGCGUGCCCGUCAGGCAUGCUCGUUUCGGUGUCGGAUAUGACUUUGGAGUUUCCCAAUGGAACCUCAGCCAGUAUCAUGGGCACCGGAGUUGGGCAGACCGUCAACUAUUGCAUUCUCCCGGAGUACCCUCUUAUCACGAUGCCUUUGGAUCUGUGGGAUCAGUGGGUGGCGGCGUAUCCGCAGUCAGCCACGGAUGGGAAUGCAGAUGCGAGAGCUGGAGGACAACCCAACGUUUGGGGCCUCGUCUACCCGCCGAGCCUAGCGUUUGAUGGAGAUCUCAAAAUCACGAUCGACAACAGUCUUGACAUUACAAUCCCUGGACACCAACUUGUGCAAUACUACUACACCUUCGACGACAAUGGAGACGCCGUCGUCAAUGGCUCUGUCCUCGAGUUAAUGAUCAAUCCACUCCAAGAUGUGAAUAAGAAUGACCUGCCCCAGUUUGGAAUGACUUUUCUGCAGGCGGCAUACCUUCAUGUCAACUUCGAUGACGACACUUUCACUCUUUGGCAGGCGAAUCCUACCGACUCUGAAUCACUCGUUGCUGUUGGUCAAUCCGUGCUUGGGUGUUCUGCUACCCCUACGACUGCUACCACAUCAUCUUCUCGCUCUGCGGUAGCCACUGCUUCUCCAACACACACACCCAACGCGACACUAUCCUCUGGAACCAUAGCAGCCAUUGCCGUCUGCGUCGUUGUUGCGGUGGCACUUGUUGCAGGCGCCACGUUCUGGGUCUUAGCUCGCCGACGACGGAGUCUGCGACGCGGAGCAGCCGCGGAAGGGGUCCGUCCAUCGGACAAAUCUGAGACGGGCGGAUACCCGCCGAUGUUGACUCAAAAGCCAGAGCUGGAUGCAUCAAAUACCGGUAUUAACCAUAGUCAGAAACGCCCGCAACAUGUGCUGCCGUCGGUGGUGGAGUUGCCCUCUGAGAGGUAUGAGUGA